AUGGCGUCCCCGCCUCCCUUUCCAACGCCUGAGCGCGUCCCCGGCCUCUCCUUCGCCCCCCAAGACGACGAAUUGAUAACCCGCUACCUCGGCCCCAAGAUCGCGCGCCAGCCGCUCCCUGCCGCCACCGCCGAUUUCAUCCAUGAAACCGACGUUUACGCCGCCGAUCCAGCCGCUCUCUGCGCCGGCUUCCCUCCGGCGUACUCGGGGAUCGACGAGAGCAGCAAGAUAUGGUACUUCUUCACCAGCCCGAAGGCCAAGAACAGCCGUGGCAGUCGGAAAUCGCGGACUGUCGGGGAAAACCAGGGCACCUGGCAUUCCGAGAGCCGGAAGGACGUGUUCGCCGGGAAGGAGAAGGACCGCCUCGUAGGUUACCGCCGGAGCUUUAGCCACGAGACCAGCAGCGGCGGGAAAUCUGGGUGGCUGAUGAUGGAGUUUGGGGUUGGCGCCAAUCAAGAAGAUGGCCCGGUCGUUUGCAAGAUUUACAAGACCCCUCGCCCUGCCACGGCCGGAUGCUCAAGCUCAGCGCGCAAGAAGAGGAAGGCCACGGAUCCGGCGGCACCAUCAGCUCGCGUGAGGCGGCGGCUCAACUUCCGUUCCCCUCCAGCGACUCCUAAUGAUGAUUUCUUGAACGAAUCCCAAAGGCAGUACUCGGAGGCAGAAGAACAGACACCAGCGUUCGAUCCCAUCUCCUUCUUGGCCGAUGGCCACGCCCUUUCCACUGUGAACUGCUACGACACAUCCGUAUUCCGUCCAAGGCGACUGGCCGACUGCUCCUGA
Lolium perenne is the source of this 780-nucleotide messenger RNA. RefSeq names its product NAC domain-containing protein 68-like. NCBI's taxonomy places the organism in Eukaryota, Viridiplantae, Streptophyta, Magnoliopsida, Poales, Poaceae. Gene Ontology annotation, molecular function: DNA binding. Gene Ontology annotation, biological process: regulation of DNA-templated transcription. The record is from RefSeq and is a predicted model, not a curated record.